Molecule: messenger RNA, 2246 nt
Organism: Xiphias gladius (swordfish)
Lineage: Eukaryota; Metazoa; Chordata; Actinopteri; Istiophoriformes; Xiphiidae
Gene: rbbp5
Product: retinoblastoma binding protein 5
Exons: 14
Coding region: 147-1889 (580 amino acids)
Cellular component (GO): Set1C/COMPASS complex
Molecular function (GO): protein binding
Source: RefSeq, a predicted model, not a curated record
UCUACGUCUCAUUGUUUGGGGUCCUCAGUUGCAGCUCGGCGCCAGUGUCCCGGCUGUCGCAGCAGAAGUACAAGCGAAUGAAAAAUUUGUGAAAUAUUCAUUGAAAUCAAACUAUUAGGGAACUUUACAUCCUCCGUCGUCCAGCAAUGAAUCUAGAACUGCUCGAAUCGUUCGGGCAGAACUAUCCAGAGGAGGCGGAUGGCACUCUGGACUGUAUCAGUAUGGCCCUCACUUGCACCUUCAACCGCUGGGGCACCCUGCUGGCUGUGGGCUGCAACGACGGCCGCAUCGUCAUCUGGGACUUUCUCACACGGGGCAUCGCCAAAAUCAUCAGCGCACACAUCCACCCAGUCUGUUCUUUAUGCUGGAGUCGAGACGGACACAAGCUGGUGAGCGCCUCCACAGACAACAUUGUCUCACAGUGGGACGUCCUGACUGGAGACUGUGACCAGAGAUUCCGUUUCCCGUCACCCAUCCUGAAGCUGCAGUACCACCCCAGAGACAUGGACAAGGUACUGGUGUGUCCCAUGAAGUCCGCCCCGGUCCUGCUGACUCUGUCAGACUCCCAACAUGUUGUCCUGCCUGUGGACGAUGACUCAGACCUGAAUGUGGUGGCAGCCUUUGACAGACGGGGCGAGUACAUCUACACUGGCAACGCCAAAGGAAAGAUCCUGGUGUUGAACACAAACACUCAGGAGCUGGUGGCGUCCUUCAGAGUGACCACUGGCACCAGCAACACCACUGCCAUCAAAUCCAUUGAAUUUGCACGCAAGGGCAGUUGCUUCCUCAUAAACACGGCAGACCGGAUCAUCAGAGUGUACGACGGCAGGGAGAUACUGACCUGUGGCCGGGACGGUGAACCUGAACCCAUGCAGAAACUACAGGACCUGGUCAACAGGACUCCGUGGAAGCGCUGCUGUUUCUCUGGGGAUGGCGAGUACAUUGUGGCCGGUUCGGCCAGGCAGCACGCCCUGUACAUCUGGGAGAAGAGCAUCGGUAACCUGGUGAAGAUCCUGCAUGGAACCAGAGGAGAGCUGCUGCUGGAUGUCGCUUGGCAUCCUGUCCGUCCGAUUAUCGCCUCCAUCUCCAGUGGAGUGGUGUCGAUCUGGGCUCAGAACCAAGUGGAAAACUGGAGCGCUUUUGCUCCAGACUUCAAAGAACUGGAUGAGAACGUGGAGUACGAAGAGCGAGAGUCAGAGUUUGACAUUGAGGAUGAAGACAAGAGUGAACCUGAGCAGACAGGUGCAGACGCUGCAGAGGAUGAAGAGGUGGAUGUCACCACUGUUGACCCCAUAGUUGCUUUUUGCAGCAGUGAUGAGGAGCUGGAGGACUAUAAGGCCCUGCUGUACCUGCCCAUUGCCCCUGAAGUUGAGGAUCCAGAGGAAAACCCCUUCGGCCCCCCCCCGGAUGCAUCGGUCCAGGCUUCAGCCCCGGAGGACGCGGUAGCUGGCGGUGACAAGAAGCAGCGGCAGCCUUCAUCUGAAGGUGGCCCAGCCAAAAAGAAAGCCCGCACCACCACCAUCGAACUGCAGGGGGUGCCCAGCGACGAGGUUCACCCCCUACUGGGUGUGAAGGGGGAUGGCAAGUCCAAGAAGAAGACAGCAGGUCGGCCCAAAGGCUCCAAAGGUAAAGACAAAGACUUCCCCUUCAGGCCCAAGCCUUACAGGGGCGAACGGUCCUCCUUCCCCGUGGAAUCCUUGGGCAGCUCUGGCCCGGGAGUUGGAGUUGGAGUUGGAGUUGGAAUUGGAGUUGGAGUUGGAGUUGGAGUUGGAGUUGGAGUUGGAGUUGGAGGAGGAGGAGGGAUGAAGGGCAGGGCAGAGGGGGGCCUGGCCACAGGGACUCUGGUAUCACAGUCGUACAAACAGCAUGACAUUGGAGGGAUGGACUGAUCACUGAUGAUUACGCUUGUGGAGGAGCACCAGUAGGCUCAAACAAAGAGACACAAAUCCUGAUGUCAUGUACAGACCAUGAGUGAGCAGCCUGUUUGGUGUACAGACUGUUUCCUCUCCCAACCAGAGCACAGCCUCACAUGGAAACCCCCCAGGCUGGAUCACACACAGGAGCUGACAAAGAGAACGUGAAGCAGCCGAAUCAUCACAGUAGAUGUAACAUGUCCUCUGUCUCUGUAGGAUUUGUCUUGUAUAGAACGCCUGUGUCCUGAUUGUGUGUGAAUCUGCGUGUGUGUGUGUGUGUGUGUGUGCGUGUGUUGUCUUUCUCGUUAUUUUUAUACAUAUUAAAACAUUCUC